GUUGCAGAGAGGAGAAGAGAGAGGAGUAAUCCCUGUCUUUCCAGUACCCAGAUCAUUAUUAUUACUAUUAUUAAUAAUAAUAAUAAUAAUAUCACAGAAGACAAGUCAUAUUUCAGAGCUCUGUGUAGAACCAGCAUCCCCCCCACCCCAAACAUUCAUUAUUUGAUUUCUUUACUGCUGAAGAUGGAUUUCGACCUGCCUCCCACCAUACCUGUGAGCGGGAUCCCCUGGGAGAGAGUUCUGCCGCCUCUGCUGCCUCGCUCCGGGGGGACUUUCGGAUCUUACCCCUGGACCCCAGCCGAGCUGCUGGUCCCGGUUAAAGAGCACACAGGAGCCGCACAGGUUGUUUGUGACCAGAAUGGAUUUACUGUGCAACUUGAUGUGAAACACUUCAGUCCUGAGGAGCUGAUGGUCAAAGUCACAGGCAACUAUGUUGUGGUCGAGGGAAAACACGAACAGAGAAAGGACGGAUCUGGAUUAGUGACCCGGCAGUUUAACCGAAGGUACCGAAUCCCAAACGAAGUGGACGCCAUGAAACUGGAGUGUGCGGUGUCACCAGAGGGAACGCUUGUUAUUUCUGCCCCUUUGCUGAAGGCUGAAAAUGCCAAAUCGCCUACACACUCGGAACCACCAGAAGUGUAAAGACCCUCCACGGAUGUUGACAGGGAGACAAGAAGAUGGACCUUCUAAUAUUUAUGUAAUUCUGUCCCAAGAUGCAUUUCUAUCACUCUCAAAAGGAUGAGCAUCAGGAGAAACAGACCAACCUUCCUCUUUCAUGAAAGCUAGCUGGUACUACUUCCAAAGGCCAAUUCCAAACAUACUUGAUACCAAGCCAAACGACAUAUCAUUAAUCCUUUUUGUUCAGCAUUUUAAUAACGUUAGGCUUCCAGGCACACUGAAGACACCGGAUCCAAAUUCAGAAUCCAUCUCAAAUUUUCCAGCAUGUUCUAAACAUUGUUUGAUAACAGUUGCACAUAUCAGAUAUUGAUGAACUUUAUCAGUCUCAUAAGUAACCAAAUCAUUAUUGUUGAGCUCAUGACUGUACAUAUUCCUUAAUAAAUGUUUGUUUUGUAAGUAUUAACUAUAUGAUACGAGUUAUGAUAUUCUAUGCACUAAUUUAACUGCUGCAUUAUCAUAGUCUUCAAAUAAAUAUUUUUUUUUCCAAAAUGGUUUAUUUACAGUGUAAACACAUUCGUAUCCAUUUGCAAACACAAAAUAAAUACACAGUGUAUUGAUUUGCAAUAAUAAACAUGAUUGUGUGCUUAAGUGCACUGUUCUUGGU
This is a messenger RNA of Ictalurus furcatus (blue catfish), 1282 nucleotides long. It is a transcript of the gene hspb6, whose product is annotated as heat shock protein, alpha-crystallin-related, b6. NCBI's taxonomy places the organism in Eukaryota, Metazoa, Chordata, Actinopteri, Siluriformes, Ictaluridae. Bases 184 to 642 code for a protein of 152 amino acids. The transcript has 4 exons. The record is from RefSeq and is a predicted model, not a curated record. Gene Ontology annotation, biological process: protein refolding; response to heat. Gene Ontology annotation, molecular function: protein folding chaperone.